AUGUUGAUCGCAAAUAUGGCCAUGUCUGACCUGCUCUAUCCAAUAUUCUUUGUUCCUGCUCGUCUGGCAGAAUGGCACGCUGGCUCGUGGCUUAUUGGUGGUACCCUUGGUCAGGCCUUGUGCAAGAUACACAUUUUUCUUGUUGAUGUUUCCUCGUUAGUGUCGAUUCAGAGCCUUGUUCUGAUAACAGUGGAUCGAUUUGUAGCUGUUGUAGUUCCACUCCGUUCCCCUCUCGUAAGUAGAAAGCGGUGUCUAUUCUUCAUUGUCGCUACAUGGAUCGUCGCAAUGGCCGUUCAUUCGCCAUAUCUUGUUGCUUAUAAACUUGGUAAAUACCCAGAACGACUGAUGUGCAAAGGUCUGUGGCAGGAAGCCUUCGGAGGAAACACAUAUCCAAAUUACAUCUUAGCAGUUGCUAUCGUGUUUUUCUACAUUCCCUUUGUCCUCUUGGUGAUACUGUACUCCGACAUCCUGAUCAAGCUUAAAAACCAAGUCCAUCCAGGUGAGCAGUCAGCCAACGCUGAGCAACAGAGGACAAGAAGAAACAGAAACGUGCUUAAGAUGGCUAUUACUAUCGUGGUAGUGUUUUUCAUUUGCUGGAUACCCUUAAUCAGUAACGCGAUAAUAGACAAGAAUUUCAGUGCACCAGACAGUCUCAUUUUUUCUUCUUGUAGUUUUCAUAUAUACCGUACUGUCACCUUCUUUAUGGCUUUCGCAAACUGUGCUAUUAACCCGAUUAUCUGCCUCAUUCUAAACAGUAACUACCGCCAAGCUCUUAAGAGACUUGUGAGUUGCUGUGCCGCCGAUGCAGUGGAAUAUUAACGUUUGAAGACUGAAAGCCGGGUCUGAAGAGAUUCAUUAAAAAAAGAAGACCAAUAACAACUAAUAUGUUAUGUAAAAUAACAGCGAAAUCACGAAAGAAAUGCUUGUGAAUUAUGUUUUCGGCUGCAAAGUAAUCUGGAGCACGCCCUAACCCUAACUCUAGGAAGGGUGGAAAAUGUUAUUGUAUGAACGCAUUUUCAAAGUAUAAUUUUGCCGAAAAACGCCGAUCGAAGCCAGUAGAGCCGUUUUAUUAUUCUGUUCACUGAAACAGCUUCUGGAUGGUUUGCUGCAGAACCGGCAAGACAUCCAAAGAAAACGGUAUGAUAUUAGCAGAUCGACAUGCAAACUCUGAAACCUAAGUAAAGGAGCGCAGGCAGACUUAUUUCUACCACGAACCAAGACGAGGGACUUGAGCAUAGGUGAAAGAAGAGGCCAGUUAGCCACGGUCGUCCUACAUUGUAAAGACAACUGAUGUGUCUGAACUAAAGUGCCUUAGAGUAUACUCAGCUGAAGCGUUUAGAAAAAAAAUCAAGAGUUACCGCUGGAAGUUAGUUGAUAACAACAAAGAAAGUCUUUCAACACAGAGAGGCAUACUAAAGUGUUCAGCCUACCCUUAGUUGUCAUCACCAGAAUCACCCCGAGCACCUGUCCAGUCACGUGCACCGGUGCCAUGUUACAAAUAUGGCGUGAACAAACAUUUUUCUUUCUUUUUGCGAAUAAUAACUAGGGAAUGUUGGAAAAAUGGACUGCGUGACUGUCACGCUGUGAAAGUAAACUUUGUUCCUUUUGAUCUCGUUACUUAGUGAUAAAUUGUAAUGACGUGAUGUAGGUUUAGGAUUUUGAAACUAUAAUCAUCUUUGUAGCAUGGACAUUAAAUUGUGAAGUGAUUCGAGUCUGUAGCUAGGUCGUUUUAACGUGAAUAUUUUCUGGAAAAUCUCUUGUGUUAGAAGCAAUCGGAAGAUUCCUGACAGGGCAACUUGAAGGGAGAAAAUUGUGUAUACCCUGACGCCGAGUGAGAAAUUAGUAGAUUUUUCGCUGUUUGUGCGAGGAACAAUUUAAAGACUUUUUCCUCUGUUUCAGCUGUAGCAUUUUCUACGGAAUGCUUCAUUUCCCUCGUUUAUAUGUUGCCUAUAGUCACCGACGAAGUCCGCCAUGUUUUAAUUUGUUAUUGUGUAAAACUUGAUGACAUUAAGAAGUGACGUCAGUAUUCCGUUUUAUUCCAAAUAUUCUGCUCAGCUGAUCUGUAUUUGGAAUAUCUGUUCCACUUAGUUUAGAACUGGAGUAACAGGUCAAUCGAACGGAUAUUCCGGAUCUUUCAAUUGUAUUCCUAUUGAGCUCAAACCAAGUUAGAAUCGCAUCGUGUUUCGGUUAUUUCUUAGAGCAUUAGAGACGUGUGAAAAGAGCUUUGUUGAAAGAGACGUGCCACCAUAAAUAUCAAUAGUCGGAUAAUAAUUAUCCGCUUUUGUAUAAAUCGUAUGAAAACUAGCUAGAGAGACGUGUAUCUCGUUGUUUAACAUUCUGACUUCAGCUGUCUUAGCGUUAGGCAUUAAGCCAUAACGACCUUACAUCUUCUUUUGCAUGCUGAUUCUGAGAUGUGAAAGACGAAUAAAUUUCAAAUUAAUACAAAACGUCAAAGGUUUAGUGAACAAAAUUCUAUUUGUUUAGUCACUGGGAUGAGCUUCGCUCUAGUAUUUAUGACCUGUGUGUGUACCUUAUAUCGCGGCAAAUAUGACCUCUUUGUCACGGUAUUUUGUCACGGUAUUUUAUUGCAAAAAGCCCAGUGAGGGCGAGUCGACGAGUCUUAGAGCUCCUAGGGAAUUAAUUUCAAGGGCGAAUUCUGCAGUUGUUGACUACAUUUAUUGAAAUGGAAAAAUAGCAGAAAACAUAAUGUAAGCCAAAUCAAUGCAGUAUAAACAGUGUAUACCUUCCUUUCUGUGAUCUUGGAUAAUGUAAACCGAAAAGAAAUAAUAUGCAAAUAUAAGAAAAGGAAAGUGUUCAAGAACGGGGGGAGAGAACCCCUGGGAUGCUACUCUAAAAGAACCAGUUCCACGACUUAUUCGAACGCUUGUCUGUGAUUGGGCAAAAAAAUAUUUUUUGUGCCCAAUCAGAAGCCAAGCAUGUAUUGUGCUGCCUUCGUAGCCUUCUUACACGAAAGAGUUCACCUGCAAACUCGACUGUUUCCUCUCCGCCCCUGAAAAAAAUCAGUCUGGCUCGUGCGGGAGAGUUUCUUCGAGAAGAGGUUUCAGUGAAUUCAAAAUGAGCCCUUAAAGUCUACUCUACCAGUUUCAUUCGACCUUCUUGUAUCACUGAAGAGAAACAUUUAACAACAAAUUUACAAACUUUAAAGGCCGAAAAAAUGUCUCCUGCACGCGCCUGCAUGAGUAUGCCGAGCAGACGUAAACAAACACGCAGACGAUUCCGCAUGAACAAGCCUAGAAGUACCCUGGUAUUUACGAAUUGACCUUCGAGCAGUCCACAGGCGGAUUUCUUCAAUUGUUGCAUUUUUCGUUUUAUUUUGGUUUGGUAACAUGCUAAAUUAUGGGGUAAGAUUUCCGUAUAACCCCAUACACUUAUUAUGCGUGCAUGUUUCCACUCUAUUCAUUUUCAUAAUUAUCAAGUAGUAUGAAAUUGCUACGUGCAUGAUAAUUGUAUGAGUUUACACUGAAAUUUUACCAAUUAUGGCUUUUCAGUGGGGCCUAUUUUUACUGAAAAAAAUUCUCCAAGAAAGCUCUCCUGCGGGAGCCAAACAUGCACGGCCAACAGUCGAGUUUGCAGGUGAACAUUACAAGCCUCAGCGUUCCGGAAGUUAAAAAAUGCGGCGCGCCUGGUUGUUUUGAAGUGACGUAAUCAUCCAGUUGAGUAUCUGUCAUCUUAACACUUUUGCGGUCAACUACCGCAGAGCUCGUAAAGUAUUUUAGGGACGGACCACUAGAAAAGUUAUAAAGUUAUGGGGGGUGUACUUCGUCCGUCCCCCCCAUAAGUUUCCUAAUGGUGCGGCCCUUAAUUAAAAUCGUGUUCAAACCACUGUGGAGGAAGUCUGUUUAUAAUUGUGUCGAUAAAUGCACUUCUGACUUUCAUGAGGUUCAAUUUUGAAUUAAUUAUCAAAAUUUUUGUUAAGCGAGAAGUCUACCUACGGUUCCCGGGAAAAGGAACUUUUAUAGUGGCGCAACACAAAUUUUUCGAAAGUCGAGGAUGUGCUGACAAACCAUUCACUAUAUCUAUGCGACUAAAGGAGGGUAUAAGGUAUAUAACACGUUUAGCAUUUCGACCCAUAGCCGAAAAAAAUAAAUUAGACAAUUGCCCUAUGUCCUUUCUGGUUUAUCUAGGUAGAAGUCCUGGCAUAUAAUUAUGCCCGAGCGCUUCUAGGAUAUAAAACACGUUUAGCAUCAGGGACACCCAACGGCAAUUUUCGGGAAAAUAUCUGUUCGGAAGACGAUUUGAGAACUAGAAUUUUCGGAACAUUUGUUGUAAAAUUUCUUGCUUGCCUGCCUCUCCUAGGAUUUUCGAACAUCUACAAAAUGGUAUAAUUACCCAUUUUAAACGGAUAUUUACCCUAAAAAAGGCCACCUAGAAUUUUCGGGAGCCUUUUCCUGGCUGAAAUUUUCGAAAAGGUAAGUUUUGAUUCCUAUAAUUUUCGGACAAGUAGAUUUUCAGCUAGGAGAUCCGAACAGAUGAAAAGUUUUUAGGGGAUAAAAAUAUGCCUAUAUCUACGGUUUAAAUACCAAAAUACGUUCAAAAAUGCUAUGUUAAGUGGUUUUGAACUAUACCCUCGUUGGGUGCCCCUGUAGCAUUUCGACGCGAAAAAAAAAACAAUUGAAAGCUGUUCCAUAUCCUUUCUGGUUCAUCCAGGUAGAACUAGUCCUUGCAUGUUAUUCAUGCCUGACCGCUUCCAGGAUAUAUAACACGUUUAGCAUUUCGACCUGUAGAACAAAAAUUAGGCAGUUUUUCGACAUCCUUUCUGGUUCAUCCAGGUAGAAGUCCUUGCAUGAUAUUAUUAUGCCUGAUUGCUUCUAGGAUAUAUAACAUGUUAAGCAUUUCUUACCACACUUUCAUCCUCGUCGAUAAAACACAAGUUAUAGUCAAAUUAAGAGGCCGCUUUGAAUCGAUACGAUUUCAUUUGCAUUUCUCCAAAUUGUAGAGGGGCUGAAUAUUAGUUUGAAGAGUGCUUUGAACUGUAGUACAUGCUUAAUCAACAUAAACGAGAAGUGAUCUAAAAGCUGAAGGAGAAGUUUGUAUUUCUAAAUUUUUUCCUGACAUCAAGUUAGGGGCCGAAGAUUUAGGGAGAAAAAAGGGGGGAUUAAAAAAAGAAUGCAGACUCUGUAUGUCAGGGAAAAAGAAAAAAAUCUAUCGUGGGGCAACAUAUUCUUACACAAAGCAAUUUACCUAUACCCUCUCUCCCCCCCCCUCCUUACCCCCAAACUCCUCAAAAGUCAGCUAACUGGCCACUUAGUCAGCACAAAACGAAAAACAAAUAACAAGGACAAAAAUUAAAAAGCGCCAAAUUUUCAGGACCGGAGUCGGUUUCUUUGAGGUUCGCACAGUUUCUAGUAGUUAUAUUUGAAUGGAUUACGCGAAAAGGGAUUUUCUUGUCCUUUCAGGUAUUGUAUCAUUUUUAGUGUGUUUACACUGCUUCAAAAAUUGCUUAUUUCAAUAUAGAUAUUUCUUAUUUCUUGCUUACAAAUAUUUUCUAUCGAACCGGCCAAGUUUAUAUUUAGCCAAAUUCGAAAAUAGUAUAGAGAAUGUUGCUGACUAACACUUGCCCAUACAAUGCACUCUCGCUUUAUUAACUUGCUUUGUUACAUCAGUAUAAAAACGUUCACCGGAUUAAUCGAAAUUCGAUAUUUACUUUAGAACAUAGAAUGUUAUGAAAACGGUUGCAGUUUUAUGGAGUUUGUGUCAUUUUCGUGAUAGAGAAUCGGAAAGGAUAUAUUUUAGUAGAAAUCAGAUUCCAGAAUAUGUGAAUACAAGAGGGCGGAUCAGAAUGAUAUGAUAUUGCUCUUAUACUGAAGGCGAAAGGGGGUAUAAUAUGUGGUGCGCACUUUCAAAAGUACAUUCAGUUAUUAUUCCGCACUUAAAGGGGUCAUAAAAGUGUACUGUUUAAUAGUAUUAAAGUGUUCACUUCAAGAGUCCUAAAGUGAGCACUUUAAAGGAGUCUUAAAGGGAACACUUUAAGGAUUAAGUUAUAGCAAACAUUAUGAUGAGAAGAUGGAAUCAUAAUGUCAUUUUAUUUCGAGGCAUUUCCCGUUUCUUAUCAGCAGUGUGCAGGCGGUGUUUCCCUGGCCAAUCAGGAGAUCGAACAUGUUUAGUGCUGUAUAAAAGACUUGUUAUGUGUUUCGCGCGACCCUUCCAACUAUUACUAUCAGCCUGUACUAGUGACAUCCCUUUGACGCUUAGUUGAAAAUUUUUCCCACCACCUCCCCAGUCUCCGACCUGCCACCGUCUACAUCCUCUUAUAGUUUUAUCGUCUUUAGUUUGUCGCAAGUAAUGGCUAAUUUGUGGCGGAUUUUUGUCCCCACCUUUCCUGAAGAGAUGUUAAUUAGUUAGUUUUAUCAUUGGUUUCAAUUAAAAACGUCACGCUUGUGGCCAUUUAUCCCAAACAGCUGAGAUUCUUGCUCAAUACGUGUAUGCAAAGCUGAUGGGUAUUAAAAUCAUGUCAGCUUAAAGACGACUUCCAUAUUUGCGAAGCACUGUUGAAAAGGAGCUUUCUUUGGAAGUAUGUUACUGAGCUUUACUUUAAGUAUUUAAACGCAGACGUAUUAUUGGUCGUUAGGUUAAAGCCUUAUACACACCUAUAGAGAAACGUUCAACAUGAACACAACAGCAGGUGUAUCAAGUUCCCAAAGCUUCCCCAGUCUGAUAAACCCGGUAGCAGAAAAACUUGAGAAAACAGUUGCUUACACUCCGAUCGCUGUUCUUGCUUUGGCGGGAAAUUCUCUCAUAGGAAUAAUUGUCUGCAAAACUCCAACUUUAAGAAAACCAAUUAACCCAUUGAUCGUGAACAUGGCCAUGUCAGACUUGUUUUAUCCAAUAUUCCUGCUUCCUGUUCGACUGGCGGAAUUGCACGUUGGUUGGUGCCUUAUUGGUGGUGCCCUUGGUCAGGCCUUGGGCAAGCUACACGUUUUCCUUGUAGAUGUCUCAUCGUUAGUAUCGAUUCAGAGCCUGAUUCUGAUAACAGUGGAUGGAUUCUGA
Molecule: messenger RNA, 7008 nt
Organism: Porites lobata
Lineage: Eukaryota; Metazoa; Cnidaria; Anthozoa; Scleractinia; Poritidae
Source: the annotation of a GenBank genome assembly